Messenger RNA from Oncorhynchus mykiss (rainbow trout), 516 nucleotides. Lineage: Eukaryota; Metazoa; Chordata; Actinopteri; Salmoniformes; Salmonidae. The record is from RefSeq and is a predicted model, not a curated record.
AUGGUGGGCCUGUGGAGAUCCUACCGGGCUCUGAUGACCAGGCAUCCAUGGACUUUCCAGAUAAUCACAGCGGGCACACUGGUGGGGGUGGGUGAUGUCAUCUCCCAGCAGGUGCUUGAGAGGCGGGGUCUAACCAAUCACAACGUGACACGGAUGGCCAAGAUGAUGAGAAUCGGAUUCUUCUUCGUCGGCACUGUAUUAGGUGGAUGGUACAAGGUUCUGGACAAGCUGGUCACUGGGGGGACCAAAAGUGCCUCCAUCAAAAAAAUGCUUACAGAUAAAACAGUGUUUGUUCUUGUCAUGUAUCAACAGGUGGGCUUUGCUCCGUGUUUCCUGGGUGCCUUCCUGGGGAUCUCUAGAACUUUGAAUGGACUGACUGUGGAAGGAGAACAUUGCCAAUACCGCAGAGACUACAUGGAUGCUUUGAUCUCAAAUUACUACCUAUGGCCUCCAGUCCAGAUUGCCAACUUCUUUUCAUCCCACUGCACCAUAGAUUGGCUGUGGUCCAGAUUGUAA